This is a messenger RNA of Odontomachus brunneus, 1109 nucleotides long. RefSeq names its product pro-resilin-like. Gene Ontology annotation, cellular component: extracellular matrix. Lineage: Eukaryota; Metazoa; Arthropoda; Insecta; Hymenoptera; Formicidae. The transcript is spliced from 4 exons. The record is from RefSeq and is a predicted model, not a curated record. The coding region runs from base 458 to 847 and encodes 129 amino acids.
GUUUGUUGUAUUGUCAAUCCAAUAUCCAUUACGAUAUCUUGCGACAUUUUGGGACGUCUAAAUCUUACCGCAAAUGCGACUAGAGAACAAACGACGUGGUGCAAUCAAAAGAACUAUUAAUACAACUUAUUGUUAUCCGUUGGAAAUUUUGUACAGUUGAAACGGAGAAAUGCGACUUUGUAGCCAAGAUAAGAAGAUAAGAAGAUUACGUUGCAUGGAAUCAGGAACUGCUGCGAUUGUAAUGCCGAACGAACGAUUAAGGCCGCGUCAGAAAUUUGCGGUUUUAUUAUUAGCCAUAAUUAUGGUUAUGGGAUCGCGUUAAGACCGCCGAUAACUGCCGAGUUUCCAUCUCCAUGCCGUCAUGAUCGAAAUGUCGCUAUAUAAAACUGAGCGACGUACUUGCAGAUGAACCGUUUCAGUUUUGUGAACGCUUGUGGAAUUUCAUCAAAUUGUGCUAAUGAUUCGGCAGGCGAUACUACUGACGAUGAUCUUGGUAGGAGUUCAAAACGAACCGCAGGGUCCAGCUUAUCUGCCACCCAGCUCUCGACCAGCUGGAGGUGGGGGAACAGGUCAUCCGGAUGAAUGGGCCGGUGAUCCGGCAAACUAUGAAUUCUCAUACGAGGUCCAAGACGCGACGGCGGGUCUGGAUUUUGGCCAUCGUGAGAUGAGAAAAGAUAUGGAGGCUACAGGGACCUACCACGUAUUGCUGCCAGAUGGCAGAACCCAAAUCGUUGACUAUGUGGCCGAUGGGGCCGGAUAUCGGCCCAUGGUACGGUACGAAGGUACAGCGACUUAUCCAGCGUCAGGAGGAGGAGGACCCUCGCACGACGAGGGCUACAGAUAUUAAGGCUCUGAACAACUUUUUCGCAUUUAGACGCCUCUUUGAGCUUAGAUCUUUAAAAAUUUAAACGGAUUUGGAUCAGAUAUAUUUUAAGGAUGCAUUCUUAGAAGUAGCAUUCUUUAGAUGCGAACAUGACUGUGUAUCCGGCGAUCAUCAAUGAAAUUGACGACCACAUACAUUCUAAGAGCAGAAAAUGCUCCGAGUAGACGAUGGGAAUUAUGCAUAUGUGAGUUAUGUGUGCGCGAGUACAUUUAAUUGUCCAUUUAAU